Messenger RNA from Fragaria vesca subsp. vesca, 747 nucleotides. RefSeq names its product paired amphipathic helix protein Sin3-like 3-like. Gene Ontology annotation, cellular component: histone deacetylase complex; chromatin. NCBI's taxonomy places the organism in Eukaryota, Viridiplantae, Streptophyta, Magnoliopsida, Rosales, Rosaceae. The record is from RefSeq and is a predicted model, not a curated record. The coding region runs from base 1 to 747 and encodes 248 amino acids. Gene Ontology annotation, biological process: negative regulation of transcription by RNA polymerase II. The transcript has 6 exons. Gene Ontology annotation, molecular function: transcription corepressor activity.
AUGAGUAGAUUUUCGAUUGUGGACUCUCGAAUAGGAGACCUUGAUAAAAGUUUGAUAGAGUUUCUCAUAAAUGGGCUACCCCAAGUACAAGCUGGAAGAGGAGUAGGCAGCGUGGUAGCUGGAGUAGCCUUAGUAGCUUCAACAGGAGUACUCCUUACAAGCGCUGUUAAGAAAUCUUUGUCCUCUGAUCAUCAUAAUACGUCCUCACAGAAAUUGACGACGAAUGAUGCUCUUACGUUCCUCAAAGAAGUGAAGGAGACGUUUCGAGAUGAAAUAAUAAGAGAAAUGUUUUAUUAUCUGUUUUUUGAGGAUGUCAUGAAGAUUUUCAAGUCUCAAAGAUUUGACAGGACAGAUGUCAUUGCCGUAGUAGAGGGUUUGUUUAAAGAAGUGAAGGAUACGUUUCAAGACCAAAGAGGAAAUAAGUAUGUUAUGUUUCUUGAGGUCAUGAAGGAUUUCAAGGAUCAAAGAACCGACACGACAGGAGUCAUUGCAAGAGUAAAGGAAUUGUUUAAAGGGCAUACCAAGUUGAUUUUGGGGUUUAAUACCUUUUUGCCUAAGGGUUAUGAGAUGACUCUUGAUCAUGAGGAAGUGGAACCAUUCGAAGAUACUUCCAAUCUUGUAAACAUGAUCGAGAAUCAUUUACAAAAUGAUAAGCAAGUACGCAAGUCAUUCUUCAACAUACUGAAUGUUAAGAAGAAUCGCAAGAAGUUAACUGAGGUUUACGUGGAGGUAAAUUUGAUUGUUUAA